GUUCAGCAUUGUUAUUUAGUUGGGAUUUUUGUACCGUCCACUUUAAGGUUAUCUUAUACAUUUCAAACAUGAUGUGGAUCUCAAAAUGAUGUCAAAACAAAUAACAAACCUGAAAAUACAACCUUAAGAAAAUAUGAACGAAAAUAAAAUAAAAUUGAGCUUAAUUGGCGACACCGCAUAUUGUUUUAAUGCUGAUGAUUAUAUGACAAUUCGUACCGAGUAUCACAUUGUCGGCCGAUUGAUUGGUAGCACGGUGAAAUGGCCAAGAAAUAUCAGUCUUAGUGGAUUGCCCGCAAUUUAUUCUCCGUACGAAACACAAUUGCUCAUUGACAAAGGCGUUAUUCAAUUGUGUAAAAAGACGUUUUCGGAUGUGCCGAACGAAGAAAAUGAAGCGCAAUACGUAGAAAGUUGUGAAGGACAUCUGAAUGCAUACAAAGAAUCGUAUAUGGAGAAGCGCAUUGGUGAUGCCAAAAAAUGCAUGGACAAAAUUUUAGCGGGAAAACGAAAAAAAGUGGCCAAAUUGGGCGGUGAUCCAAAUGAAAUAACAGAAGAAGCCAUUCUAGAGGAUGUGCGAAAUCGUGCGAUAAACGAUGUGCCCAAAGCAUUUGUACAAAUUCCCACACAAGAACCAUUCAUUGAACUUGAUUUUGAAGAGGUGAAAACCGCGCCAAAUAUUGAUCCCAUAAAAUAUCAUGUGUUCUGUGAUUUAUGGGGAAAAGGUCAUUGGAUAACAUUUGGUGCGAUAUUUGGAGGUGACUUUCUAAUCUAUCCGGGCGAACCAUUCCAUUUUCAUGCGUCGCAUAUUAUCCAUGUACUCACCGAAGAAGAGGCCAAAUCAAUACCGAUUCCGACUUUUAUCACACGAUCACGGCUCAGUGUUGCUGUCAAAAAACUAUGUACUUUCGUUUAUGAAAACAAUGAGACCCACGAAUUGUGCUAUCAAACCGUACAAUGGCAGGGAAAAUAAAUAUUUUAUACCAAAAA
Contarinia nasturtii (swede midge) is the source of this 984-nucleotide messenger RNA. RefSeq names its product tRNA-splicing endonuclease subunit Sen34 (gene Tsen34). NCBI's taxonomy places the organism in Eukaryota, Metazoa, Arthropoda, Insecta, Diptera, Cecidomyiidae. Gene Ontology annotation, biological process: tRNA splicing, via endonucleolytic cleavage and ligation; tRNA-type intron splice site recognition and cleavage. The transcript is spliced from 4 exons. Gene Ontology annotation, cellular component: tRNA-intron endonuclease complex. Gene Ontology annotation, molecular function: nucleic acid binding; tRNA-intron lyase activity. The coding region runs from base 134 to 967 and encodes 277 amino acids. The record is from RefSeq and is a predicted model, not a curated record.